UCCCCACCACCACCGCCAUUGCCACUCUUACUUGUUGUCAUCUUCAUUCUCCUGCUCGCCACCUAACACACACACUUCUACCGCCAUUACCGGCCGGAUUCCAUUUGUAUGGCAGCAGCUAAGUUUUUGGCACACCGGGAGGUAUCCGACCUCUGUCUGGGCAAGCCGGCGCUCAGAUCCCUUUCUCUCUCCGCCACCGUCGCUGAAGCUAUCUCCGCCCUGCAAUCCUCCGACCACCACGACACCUUCCUCAGCCUCUGGACCUGCCACCACGAGGAGGAUGGUCUUGAUUCCGAUCUUUCCUCUCACUCUUGCAAAUGUAUUGGCAAGAUUUGCAUGGUGGAUUUGAUCUGCUUCCUCUGUAGAGAGGACAGCUUGAUCUCCCCUGCUGCUGCUCUGCUCUCGCCGCUCUCCCUUCUCUUUCCACCCUCCGUACCGAGUCUCGUCGCCCACGUUGAACCCUCUUGCAGUUUGGGGGAAGCGAUAGAUCUGAUACUGAAAGGCGCGCAGAACUUGGUGGUUCCGAUCAGAGCUAGGCAGAGCUGGAUGAGGAAGAAGCAGCAGCAGAAGCAGAAGCUGUCUUCUUCGACAUUCCACAACGGGAGGGAGUACUGCUGGCUGACGCAAGAAGACGUGAUUCGCUUCUUUCUGAGCUCAAUCGCCAUUUUCUCGCCGCUCCCGGCUCUCUCGAUCGACUCCCUGGGGAUAAUUACCACUGAUGUCCUCACAAUUGAGUACCACUCCCCUGCCUCCUCUGCUCUGGAGGCCAUCUCCGCCUCUCUCGCCGACCAGACUUCAGUGGCCGUCGUCGACAGCGACGGGAUUUUGAUGGGUGAGAUUUCGCCCUUCGCUCUGUCGUCUUGUGACGAGACGGUGGCGGCUGCGAUCACGACGCUUUCCGCUGGAGAGUUGAUGGCCUACAUUGACUGUGGGCGCCCGCCAGAGGAUCUGGCCAGAGUGGUGACGGCCGGGCUGAAACGGAGAGGGCUUGAAGCGAUGCUUGAUGAGUUCAACAACUUUGUCAUUUCGUCGAAUUCCAGUUUAUCAUCCUCUUCAUCUUCUUCGUCAUCGUCCGAAGACGAGGAUACACCGCGGGCCGUGUCAAUGUCGUCCAGGAAGCAGUACAACAGGUCGAUGAGCUACUCGGCGAGGAUGGUGAGGAGAGCGGAGGCGAUCGUCUGCCAUCCGAAGAGCUCGCUUGUGGCAGUGAUGGUUCAGGCCAUUGCGCACAGGGUGAACUACGUUUGGGUUAUGGAGGAAGAUUGUAGCUUGGUUGGGAUCGUGACUUUUGCUAGCAUCUUGAGAGUUUUCAGGGAACAUUUUUGAGGCCAUCGCCUGUAAAAAUGUGUAAAAUGUAUGUAGCCUGCUUUUGUCAAUUGGUUUUGUAGAUUAAUGUUCGUUUUCUUCUUUUGUUUUGGAGUAGUUUCUGAGGUUGAGGGUAACUCCAGAACCAGGCUAAGGUUGAGUAGUUUCUUUCUUUUCUUUUUUCCACCCAGUCUAUGGCCAUGGCAAAACCAUAGUCAAGCUUUCUGGUGGUGCAGAAUACUGCAGACUGCAGAUCACUUCUGUAGUAAAUUUGUACUCUGUAAAGAAAUUGUAAGUUCAAAAUCGUAUAACUGCAUUCAGUGUAGAGAAUGGAUGGAGAGAGAGA
Linum tenue is the source of this 1651-nucleotide messenger RNA. The record is from the annotation of a GenBank genome assembly. NCBI's taxonomy places the organism in Eukaryota, Viridiplantae, Streptophyta, Magnoliopsida, Malpighiales, Linaceae.